Bemisia tabaci is the source of this 5317-nucleotide messenger RNA. RefSeq names its product Rab3 GTPase activating protein (gene Rab3-GAP). Lineage: Eukaryota; Metazoa; Arthropoda; Insecta; Hemiptera; Aleyrodidae. The record is from RefSeq and is a predicted model, not a curated record. Gene Ontology annotation, biological process: regulation of GTPase activity.
ACUUUUUGGUUUUUGUCUAAUUGUUAUCAGUGUUUUGUGGAUGAUUCCCUUUUAUUGCUUUGUUCCUCUCAUUAAUAUUUAUGUUCUUCGUUCCCAAUUAAUUGAUUUUGGCUCUAAGAUGUAAUUCAAAGGUCUUAGCCCAUCAAUACAUUCAAACCUUCAAGUGUCAGGAGUGGAAACUUCCGAUUGGGAAUGCUAUCAAUCAAACUUUAGCGUUAAGAAAGAUGUCUUGCCACUUAAAGCCCUUUGCUAAAUUACUGGACCUUGACAGCAUUCAAAGGAGUCUUUCUUUUCCAGAAAUUACCGAAAAUGCAGGCGAAACGGAAACUCAGAAACACGGAAAGUCGGACACAAGUUCAACUGAUUCCAAAUGGCUGAAAGACUGUCAUAUCAGUGUGUCACCAACUGGUGAAAUGAUGGUCAUCGCUAAUAAGCAUAACAUGAUCAUUCUAAAUUCCAAAUGGGAUGCGCAGGAAGAAAGUGAAGUGAAAAUGAAAUACCGUGUCUCAGAGUGCAUCGAUCCUCGGCAGAUUGAAAAUGAAACUGUUACAUCAGUCCUCGUCUUACCGCUAGCUAUCGCUCAAAAUCGAAAAAGUUCGGUGGCCCAAGCAGAGUGGAUUUGCAUAAUGGUCGGUUUUUCUACAGGAUAUGUUCGAUUUUUCACUGAGCUUGGCUUACAACUACUGUCCCAUCCUCUGCACGAUGAACCCAUUUUAAAACUUAAGUGUCAAUCAUAUCAACCUGGCAGACAUUCAAUGUGUGGUGAACAAUUAGAGGAGGUGUAUGUAGUUUAUCCGUCCUGUAUUUGUAUACUCCCCGGACCGCUGUUGUUCAAUGUUCUCAGAGCCUGCCGCAAUCAACUUGCUAGAGUGACAGCAAAUUGUAGUGAUAUUGUUCCAACUCCUCCACUGACGUUCAAAAAAUGGGGAUACAAACAGGGACAAGUUACCGAUAGUGCGGUGGUUGGUCUCACAUCAGCAAACAUGUUUCAACACCUGUACACUGCAUCUGUAUGUGGGGGUUUUAAUUCAUGGUAUCAAAGUAGUGCGCCGCAAAGCACGCUGGUGGUUGCCUCUGGCAAGCCUUUCUUGGGUUUUCACUAUGUCUUGGGUUCAGGAUCUCAACAGAUCCUUUCGGAUCUGGCGAAGUUGGUCACCAACAAACUGAAGUCAGCUCUUGGUAACGUUGUAUCUGGUUGGUUGGGAGGAGGCGGUCGCAGAGGAUCUGCAUCAUCAGAAAAACAAGCUCCUGUGAUUGAGCCACCAGAGGCUAUGUCUAUCAGGUUUGGGUUGAACGAUGUUAACCGGCAGAGCUCUAGUGUCCUCCUCUCUCCGCAGCGCAAUCUGGCUGCGAUUUGUGAUAAUUUAGGUAGAGUUAUUCUUGUGGACUGCAACUCAGGACUUGCUAUUAGGAUGUGGAAAGGAUAUAGAAAUGCACAGUGCGGCUGGUUAGAAGUGAAGGAGGAGGAGAGAAAAGCUCGCGGGCAUAGGAGAACAGCCCUAUUUCUUGUCAUUUACGCCCCUAAGAAAGCUCUGAUUGAAAUCUGGGCCAUGCAACAAGGACCAAAGGUUGCUUCUUUUCCUGUUGACAAUUACGGCAGGUUGGUUUAUAAUAAUUAUGAACUAAUGUGCGGUAAUGGAACCUCAAGAAAUAGCAAUCAAGGCCUUAUCAACUCAUGUCUCUUUAUCGAUCCACUUGGUCAGAUUAGCGAGAUAUUUGCACCAUUUCAUUGUGCUUUGAAUACGGAGAGCAGUGUUCGAGCCCAGGACAUUCAUCUUGUGAAGAAUUUACGGCAUAGCCUACACAGUGAUGAGACAAGUGAAGAAAAAUUAAUCGAAGAAGUGAAAAAAACUGCCAUGAAACUUAAAACGUUUGAUAUGAAAUCUCAGUGCCUGGAUCUCUUAAUUAAUGACAAAUACACUUCCCCAUCAUUACUGUCUGCGUUUCUGGAUAAUCUUGAGUCAAACACAGAAGACGAAAUGUCGUCGGAUUUAAAUCCAGAGCAUAAGGAGUUAUACAUCAAAGUCCGUAAUUUAAGAAGUCUGGUAUCAUUCUAUCAGUUUGUCCAUGCAUUACAUCUGAAACCGCCUGAAUACUCUACCGUAGUCGAAAGUGAUGAUAAGCACGUAGAGGCUCUUUGUGAAACUUUGCAAAUCACUGAGGAAGAAUUUGAACGACUGAAUUGUUUGGUUCGAUCAAGUGACAUGGUUGAUGAAGGGAAAAGUCGAGCGAAAGUGACCUUUAGCUCAAAUAAAGGAGAAUUUUCAGAAUUCCUAAAUUCUUUCAAUUUGAACGCAGAAAAUGGAGUCAUCUCAUUGGUGUGUGAUUUUGCAGAGGAAAAAUUGUUCCGCAUCAGUGAAUUAGUUUGUCAGGGGGCAGCAGGGAAGUGUUGUCCCAUUGUCGAAUGGCAAUCUGCUUGUAGAGAAAGCCAAAUUAUGUCUUUUGAUUUGCUAAAAAUCUUACUCAAGUAUUGGCUAAAGAAAAAACAUCAGUCUAAGCUGUAUUACAUCGAAAUGCUAAAUUUUACAAAACUCAUAAUUGCAGUUUGCCAGUUGAAUGGUAUCAAGUCUCAUUUCUGGCCGGAGCUGCGAAAAUUAAUUGCUGCAAGCACCGAUUGCAUUUCGGCCUUGUCGAUUUCAUUUAUUUUCAGAGGAGUAGCUGCAAUGUUUGAGAAGAUCGUAGUAGAGCACUUGGAUAAAAACUCAAAGGAGUCGUUGGUAGCAGCUGAUGAUGAGGAGGCAACAAAAGUCUACAACUUAGAGGACUGGGAAAACGUCUCCGCGGAUGGUUGUGAGUGGAGUCAAAUGAUCGAUGACCUGACAGAAGUUGCUGCUUUGUGCACAACUCUAUGCAAGGUUAGCAUAAGAUCCUUUAGCUCUGAAUGCAGUGUUGCCCAUUUGCCUUACGAAAACCCAUCCAUCAACUUGAAUAGUUUACUCAGUGAGGGAAAAGGUUUUAUCUGCGAACUGGUUGCAAAAUGGCUUGGUGCCAAUGCAAUCCAUCCGGACUUCAUCAUCGACAAAAAUGACAUUGAAUUCCACUUGAAUAAUGUAGAAAGCCCCAAAGCGAACGCUAAGCGGAAACGAGACAGCUCUCCUCCAAAAAAAUCGCUCAUGAGUCCCAUACUAGAAGGCUCUUAUGUAGAGGUUGAUGAGAGUCGUGAAGCAAAACCUGUAAAUCAGCAUGAAGCGUAUAUUUUAGAAAGUCUAAUCCAGUUAAAAAAACACUUCCCGUACAUUUUGUCCAGUAGUAAUAUACUUGCAAACCUAGCUUGGGAGUACAUAUUAGCGUGGCAGAGGUCGCUAGAGACAAUGGAGCUGUUUUCCUCCGCUGUUCAGUGUUUGCGACUAACACCAAGUCUAGAUCUGAAGCAAGGUUUGUGUUCACUGAUAUGGACCACUCAUCUGCAGCAGAGGUUCGAACUCGCAGUACGGCUCAUCCACAAAGUGGGGAAAGUUCCGAAAGAAAGAUUGUGUAUGCAGGACGUAGGCUUCAGUGAUGAGAAAAUGACAACAUUCCUCUCUAUUUGCUCACAGUUUAUUGAUGUCUUUGUAGAGGCUGCUGCUGUAGCCGGGAUCAGUCCAAAAUCGAACAGACACAAGCAGAAGUUGUACAAGCAGAUUAUGCUGUGCCGUUUGGCAUCAGAGCAGGCAGAGCCUAACUUUGAUCUACUGUGCAUUAUUCGACAGUGCGUUGAGGCGUUUCUCAUCCUAGCAACGUUUAACUUGAAAACAACGAAGCCACUUCAAGCGCUCUUCGACUCCAACAGCCAAGCAGCCAUGUUUUCAGAUAUUACAAAGCAGCCUCAGUUGCAGAUAUCUCGACAAGGUAUGGAUGUGAAACUGAUAGAAUCUCGUGUGAAAUUCUUGAAGCGCGCAGUUUCCAGUGCUGUUCAAUUAAUAGAAAAAACCGUAAAUCAGAAUAAUGAAAUUGAUCUGAACACUGUGGCUACAAUCGAUUGGAUAAGCAAAAUUAUGUCUCUGGUCUCAGACUGGGCCAUUUCACCAGACAUCAUCAGAAUGCAUUAUGUUUGCGAACUCUAUCAUAAUGGGUAUGAUAGGUUAGCAGAAGAGAUUAUUCCUGCAGUGAGGGAUCAAGAUGAAAUGGGUACGCAGUUGCUGAUCAUAGCCGGACAGCGCAUUAAACAAUUCAUCAUUCAAUCUCAUCAGUUCCGAGAAACCACAUCAAAUCUAAGUCCUGCCGUGACAUCAUGGCUAGCCUCUUUGGAAGAAAAUGAAACUAUGCAGCCGUCCAAUACACCAGAUAUCGGGCAACUCCUAAGGACAGUCAUAAGCCUGUUGCCAGAUAACCACAAAGAUAAAGCUUUAGCUUCACUGGUACUUGAAGGAUUGCCAUCCUGCGAUCGGUAGCACAAAGAAUGAUUUGAAGUUCUUGCGGAUGGAAGUUUCUGAAGCGCCCUGAAGGGAAAUUCCCUUCGACAUUUUCUCAAGUGUUGUUGUAAAACACUGUACAUUUAAGAUAAAUGAAAAAAUUGAUGCCUAGACACAGUAUCUAAGUGAAAGAAUUUGCCGAGUCCAUGCCAUAUAGUUGUACAAAUUUUUAGACUGAAACUGAAGAUCCACCAUCUUCAUUCUUGCAUCUGCUCUCAAUGCUAAACUGAUGUCACUUGGUACCUUGAUGCAGUCUAAAACUCUUUGAACUUACUUGGCUUGGACUCUAUUUAAUAAAAAAAAAUCCAAUUUCUAACACCCUGGCAUGAAUUUCUUCAUUCACUGAGUUAAAAUUGAUGCUAAGUAUACAAAUUGAAACGUAUUUGAAUACAUUAGCCACUAAUGUGAUAUUAUUUAUUAACCUUCCAUGCUCACGCAGUUGUAAGGGUACAUUUAUUUGUUUGCAUGAAUUUUGAUAUGAUUUAUUUUUCUGUUGUUUUAGAAUUUUAGAGAGUUUUAUUUGUUACCUACUUGAGGAUUUAAGUUGUUGAUACUUGUGGGUUAAGACUAGUUGUUUUCUGACUUAUAUGCAUUUAAGUGAGAAGUAUUUUCUCCCAAAGGAAACGAGAAACAUUAACCGUACUGAAAUCUUGAGUAAUGAUUCAGUUCGAGACUUGCAAAUAAGAUAGUUCAAAAAAUUGAUGAGCUCUUGAAUCCGUUGUUGAUUAUAAUGAGCUUGGCCUGUAGGCUUUUGAAUGUCUGCCUUUUUUGUGUGUUGAAUUUUAAAAUUAAGUGAACUGAGUUCUAGCUGCCUUAAACUACUUCAUUUUUAAAGAAGAGAGGAAACCAAGCAAAGCCUGAUAUAGAUUGGCCGAUUCCAGUUUAAUCUGUCUCAUUGGACUGUAUUUAGCAGUGAGGAACUACAA